AUGAAGCAAAAACCCACCAUACCUUCAGCCGAAACGGAGGCAGACCGCCUCAGGCUCAAAUGCAAAGAUCUCAAGCAGAGAAUAGGUCAACUAGAAGGUACGAGUGAGCUCGCGUCUUUAGCUGUAGGUCGCCUCCGUUACCUAGUUCGUCGCUCCCGGUUUGAGUACACUUUACUAUUACAUAUGCUCAAUGAAGCAGAUUUCAGUUCCAAUUCAGACUCAAGAGCGACUCUCUUACAAAGCUAUUUUCAAGACGUUGACCUUUCCAAGGUGUUGGUUAAUAAAGGAACAUCAAAGUCUCCACAACAUUUACCUGUGCUUUCUACAAAGAAAGCUAAACGUCCACCUAAGAAACCACGAGAUCCAGAUUUGCCAAAACGGCCAACUAACGCAUAUUUGAUUUUUUGCGAUCUGGAGAAAGAUAAGAUUCGAAAGAGUUUGCAACAUGAUCGUGAUGUUGCUCAACCAGGGGAAGGCGUGCACAAGGGCAACAUAGAUCUUUCUCGUGGCCUAAGUGAUGCAUGGAAGUUAUUGGACGAGGAGAGUCGUAAACCCUACUAUGCUCUCUACGAAGAGGAUCGGCGGCGUUACCAGAGAGAGCUAAAAGAGUAUCAGCGCAAAAAAGUUGAAGAAGAGUCACCUACUAAGAAGCAAAAAGUGGAGCGCUUGCCCUUGCCGUUGAGCAUGGAACUGGAUUCAAAUGCAGUGGAUGUUGAUGUUGAUAACGAAGUCGGAGCGAGUAUUGAUGCGGAAGCAGAUGCUGAAACCGACGUUUAUGUCGACGCUGACAUUGAUCAUGAUAUUGACUCUAUCCUCGAUCCAUCUGAUAAAAAUUAUAUGCUUCUUGGCACUAAACCAACGGAUGCACCGGCUGAUAAUUUUCAAGAAGACAUUAAAAAGAAGGCAACGACCUAUCCUCAUAUGGUAGAUGCCAGUGUGCAUGACUGGUCUCCUUCAGUAACUGCAAGUUCAUCAACUGAUCAAACUGUCGGUUCGAGUCGAGUUGUUAAGGGCGAUGAGUCCCUACGAGAUGUUUCAAAAAAAGACACAACAGAAUUCAGGGAUAAUGAAUCUUCCUUUUCAUAG
Messenger RNA from Komagataella phaffii GS115, 1086 nucleotides. RefSeq lists its product as uncharacterized. The coding region runs from base 1 to 1086 and encodes 361 amino acids. Lineage: Eukaryota; Fungi; Ascomycota; Pichiomycetes; Pichiales; Pichiaceae. The record is from RefSeq and is a predicted model, not a curated record. The transcript has a single exon.